AUGUGUCUACUCGCUGUCCCGAUCACGCAGGAGAAUGUCAUUCGUGCCGGUUUCGGUACCUGGCCAGCCUUCUUUGCAGACCCUAUUCAACAUCGACUAGCAAGCCAGUGCUUGCUGUCUCUCAGUCGCGUUUACUUUGCUCGUCAUCAUGGCAGUCCGGAACUUAUCAACCAAGGCACAGCGCUGUAUGUGAAGUCUCUGAAGACACUACAUUCCGCUCUCGGCGAUGUGAAGGUUCGUACUGCCGAUGAUACGCUGUUCGCCGUCAUGAUUCUCGGUCUCUACGAGAUGCUCGAGCUCUCUAGCACUGAUGGGUGGAUUGCGCAUGCCCUCGGGCUAGGCAAAGUCAUCGAGACGCGAGGCGCCAAGUCUUUUGAUGGUCCCGAGCAAAGGAUACUCUUUGAGUGCAACAGAUUCAUCAUCAUUCUUGCUUCACUUGCCGGCAACAAGGCGACCUUCCUCUCUCUGAAUGAAUGGAAAACCGAGCCGUGGGCGAGCGCACCCGAAAGCAAGGGUCUGCUGCACUACCUUCUCGAUCUCUUCGCGGACCUUGCCACUUUGAAAGCGGAGACGUUGAAAAGCUCGACUACGACACAGCUCGGUGUCCGUAGUCAGAUCUCGCGAGUGAUGGCAGAUCUUCUGGAGUGGAGAGCGGCGUGGGACAUCAUAAAUUCUCGAGAAGUACUGGAGGUCCCGAAUCCCACCAUUGAUGACCAAGCCGUCCUUCCCACGGUGCUGCAGUUCAAUUCGAUCCACAUAGCCAAUGACAUGUGCCUCUAUGAUGCCUGCUUCGUCCAAGCAUUCCGGGUCCUGAAGUGGGCUGGAGGCGCAAACGACGCUGCAUACUUUGCACUCAACGAGCGAGCUGCCCUGGAGAUCUGCCAAACCAUCGACUAUCUCCAGCACAGCGCACCCUGGAUGACGGCACAAUUCCUGGUGCUCUUCCCGCUCCGUAUGGCGUUUCUGGCUGUGGAGCACUCACCGUCGCCCCUGAGGACCUGGGUGGAGAGGAAGCUGACGAUGUUCACGACCUCUCAGCAGGGCUGGGGCGUUGCAAAGAAGCUCCAUUACUAUGGCAGCAAAUGA
Cyphellophora europaea CBS 101466 is the source of this 1086-nucleotide messenger RNA. RefSeq lists its product as uncharacterized. The record is from RefSeq and is a predicted model, not a curated record. NCBI's taxonomy places the organism in Eukaryota, Fungi, Ascomycota, Eurotiomycetes, Chaetothyriales, Cyphellophoraceae. The coding region runs from base 1 to 1086 and encodes 361 amino acids. The transcript is spliced from 2 exons.